AUCUUCCUGUCUCAACUAAAGCUUUGUUUAUAAAAAUCCUUUCUUUUUACACACAGAUGCGUUGAUCUCCAACGCGAUAAGAUUUACAGUAUGGAACUAUACAUUCACGAGUUGCAUCUUCAGCAUUAGUUAACUUGAAUUUGAUUCACUCUUCUGGUUCACCCGGCUCAGUCGUAUCUUCUUUUUGACUCUACCCACCGCUUCUUUCCUGGUUUCUACACACCACUUUGAUUUCGCUUGAUGUGUAAGGAUGUGUGGGUUAAACUCAGCCUGACUUGAAUAAAAGAUUGUUCCCAAAGCCUGAUUCCGUGUCAUACAUGACAUGGUUCAGUUAUGGCCAGACCGAGCUGAGCCUAAAGACAUGGGACGAUGACCAGCUCAUUUAGACCGGUAGCUGGCGUAGCAGUGAAAUGGAAAUCUCUUGCACAGGAUUGACGUCUUCCAUUCAUUUGAAGAUGUUUGUUCUAGUCUUUGCUUCUUUGAAUCUACUCAAUUUAGUGACAUCACAUCACUGAUGUGUCAUCUGGUUAAGAUGAUGCUACAAAUAUUUAAUAUGUGAUGUAUUCGAAAAAGGAAAUUGGCUUCGUAUUUGAAAAGCAAGAGAAUCAUUCCUUCCAACUUACUCAUUUGCGGUGGUUACCGGUAGGACACUUUGUCUGUUGAACUCUUAAAGUGCAAGCCAUCCAACAUAUGUUUCAUAAUACCUUCCUCUCCUUCAUACUCGUUGCACUCCUAAAUGAGGCCAUCACCUGCUAACCCUUGUCUCUCAGCUCUCAUCCCCAUUUUUUUCACAUCAAUUCUGCUUCUCAGCACACUGAGAUUGACCACUGAGAAUGCUUUCUUGAAUCAAGGACUGAAUCAUAUCAUCAGUCUUUUUUCUCCAACCUUUGCAAGAGACAAAUCAGCAAAAAGUGCUAGAGCAGACCAUGAUAUUGUACUUGGACAUGGAUGCAACCUCUUUGAAGGUAAAUGGGUGUUGGAUAAGCAAAACUCUCGCCCUCUGUACAGUGAAGACAGCUGCCCUUACUUGACCCGGCAAGUCACUUGCCGGAGGAAUGGCCGGCCAGAUUCACUCUACCAGAAGUGGAGGUGGAAACCAAAUUCUUGUGAGAUGCCAAGGUUCAAUGCAGUGCUUUUAUUGGAGAGGUUGAGGAACAAGAGAUUAAUGUUCGUUGGUGACUCGAUCCAGAGAACGCAAUGGGAGUCCAUGGUUUGCCUGAUCGAAUCUGCAAUUCCUGACAGCAAAAAGUUCAUUCACAAGGAUCCUCCAAGAAAACUUUUCAUAGCAGAGGAGUUCAAUGCGUCGGUCGAGUUCUACUGGGCUCCUUUCCUGGUGGAGUCAAAUGCAGACCAUGCCACAAAGCAUAGGGUUCAGAAAAGGCUGGUGAACUUGGAUGAGAUCACGAAGCACAGCCAGAACUGGAAAGAGGUGGAUAUCUUGGUGUUCGAUAGCUAUGUUUGGUGGAUGAGUCAAAAUCAAAUCAAUGCAACAAGAGUUGGAUCUGAGAAAAUCAAAGAGUAUGAGGUUCUCACUGCAUACCAAUUGAUGCUAAGAACAUGGUCACAAUGGAUGGAAUCUGCUAUAAAUCCUCAGAAACAGAAGGCCUACUUCAUGAGCUUGUCACCCAUGCAUCUUUGGAGCUCCGAGUGGAGAAAUGGAAGCAAUGGGAACUGCUUCAAUGAAACAUAUCCAAUUCAAAGACCAUUUUGGGGCUCAGGAUCCAACUUGAGCAUCCUAAGGGUGGUCGGGAAGACUUUGCGAGAGAUGAAGGUGAAUGUCACCUUUCUGAACAUCACCCAGUUAUCGGAGUUCCGAAAGGAUGGCCAUACUUCAGUGUACACUGAGAGAAGGGGCAAGUUAGUAACAAGUGAGCAGAGAUUGAAACCAUUGAGCUUUGCAGACUGUAUCCAUUGGUGUCUGCCUGGUGUUCCUGAUACAUGGAAUGAGAUCCUGUUUGCAUACUUGAUAGAUAACUGAUGAACUAUAAAAGAAGAUAAACCUGUUUAGAAUAGGAGGGUAGAAAAUUGUCUUUACAAAAUAUUGAGAGAUCUAUCAAUAGAAGAUCUGUUUGAUGACAUGCUUCAGUUAGAAGAGCAGGAACUGUUCUACCUAUCUUUCCCCGCUACAGCUGAUUUAACACCAUAAAAUAACACAAGAAUUGCUUUUUUUUCUGUU
Molecule: messenger RNA, 2176 nt
Organism: Zingiber officinale
Lineage: Eukaryota; Viridiplantae; Streptophyta; Magnoliopsida; Zingiberales; Zingiberaceae
Product: protein trichome birefringence-like 31
Exons: 5
Coding region: 737-1978 (413 amino acids)
Cellular component (GO): Golgi apparatus
Molecular function (GO): O-acetyltransferase activity
Source: RefSeq, a predicted model, not a curated record